AUAAAAACUUAUUUCGGGGAAUUUCCCGCUGAAAAUUGCGCCAAUUUGCAAUCGAAGAAGAAGUUCAUAUUGGGCUCUCCAAAUUGGGGUUGAAAAGGCCGAAAUUUCUCCCUUCAUCGUCUCCAUGGUCAUGGAAAUCGACUCACCGAAGAAUGUCCACCGCAAGCAGUGUAACUAUGAAAUAUCGGAUGAGCAGUACAAGAUUCAGAAGGAGACGUACAAGGGCCAGCAAUACAGUCACAUUUACUUUGCUAGACUUCACUUAAUGAGAACGAUUCUCCAUUCACUUGUCUCUAACUGGAAACCUCAUUUACCUGUUAGCACUGUCUUGGGGUUGGAGGAAGGCAAGGAAUGUGUCAUUGUUGGAACCGUCUACAAGCACAUGAAACUUAAACCUACCAUUCUGGAUGAGUAUUCAAAGGAGAGAUCUGCCAUCCCACUUGUUAAGCCGCACAACUUUAUGCAUCCAGAUGAUCAUCUUGUAUUGGAAGAUGAAAGUGGCAGAGUAAAGCUUUCUGGGGAUGUGCUUUUACCUUCUGUGUAUGUUACAGGGAUUGUCCUUGCAUUGCAUGGAAAGGAAACUUCCGUUGGUGACUUUUUGGUUUUGGACAUCCUAGAAGCUGACUUGCCACCCCAGAUAGAGCGGCCGCUCAUAUCAAGUGAAGAUAAGUACGUGAUUUUUGUGUCGGGCCUAAGUAUUGGUAGUAGCAUCUCCAAUCCUCUACAGUUUCAGCUCCUUGUUGAUCAUAUAACAGGACAUUUAGGGGAUGAGAAGGAACAGGGGAUUGCGGCUCAAAUAGUUCAUGUUGUCAUUUGUGGAAACUCUGUUGAAAUUCCUCGAGGAAUUUUAAAUGGGCAGCAUUUGUCUGCAAAGGACCAAACAAAGCUGACAGAACCGCUUAAAGAGCUAGACAUCCAAUUGAAUCAGCUUGCUGCAGGUUUACCUGUGGACAUCAUGCCGGGAUCCAGUGACCCAGCCAAUUUUUCCUUGCCUCAGCAGCCUUUGCACAGAUGCCUUUUUCCUGGAUCAUCAGCUUAUAACACUUUCAGAUCUUGCACUAACCCUCAUUGUUUUGAGCUUGAUAAUUUGAGGUUUCUUGGAACAUCAGGUCAGAAUGUAGAUAAUCUCGAGAAGUACUCAGAGGCUAAAGAUAAACUAGAAUUUAUGGAGAGGACUUUGAGAUGGAGACAUCUAGCACCAACUGCUCCAAAUACUCUUGGUUGUUAUCCAUUCACUGACCGAGAUCCUUUCCUGAUCGAGAGCUGUCCUCAUGUUUAUUUUAUUGGGAAUCAGGACAAGUUUGAUACUCGUUUAAUAAAGGGAGCUGAAGGGCAGAUGGUAAGACUCAUUGCGAUUCCAAGAUUUUGUGAGACGGGGAUUGCCGUAAUGCUUAACUUGAGAAACCUUGAAUGCCACACUCUGAGUUUUGGGACUGAAUUCAGCUGAACAUUAUGAUGAAUGAAUCUCGAAAGGAUACCGAGAAUCUGGUUUUCCAGGAAAGUGAUUAUCAUCUAAAAGUACCUGCUUCUAUGAAAGUGGAGCAAAUGCGACCUUUAAUGGAAAUUUUAGAGGUUUGUUUUAUGGUGUGAAAGGGGUUUGGAUUGAAAUGCAGAAUCAUCUCCAUUUUCCCAAACAAUAGAUCACAUUUUCUAGGGAGAAUCACCUUGGGGGGGAAGAGUUAAAUAAAAAAAACUGAAUAGUCAUCCUCCAAACUCCAAAGUCCAAACAUAUUAAUUGGCUCUGUUUCUGGUAGGUCCAGCCUCAACAGUGUAGAAAUUUGUAGUGUUGGCUUCAGAUUUGUAUGUGCCAUAGAAGCAUAUGCUUUUUCACUGCUAAUAUAUACAUUAGUUUGUGUUUUGAGUUU
Messenger RNA from Cucumis melo (muskmelon), 1865 nucleotides. RefSeq names its product DNA polymerase delta small subunit. Lineage: Eukaryota; Viridiplantae; Streptophyta; Magnoliopsida; Cucurbitales; Cucurbitaceae. Bases 125 to 1447 code for a protein of 440 amino acids. The record is from RefSeq and is a predicted model, not a curated record. Gene Ontology annotation, cellular component: delta DNA polymerase complex. Gene Ontology annotation, biological process: DNA strand elongation involved in DNA replication; DNA replication. The transcript is spliced from 14 exons. Gene Ontology annotation, molecular function: DNA binding.